Strongylus vulgaris is the source of this 645-nucleotide messenger RNA. The record is from the annotation of a GenBank genome assembly. Lineage: Eukaryota; Metazoa; Nematoda; Chromadorea; Rhabditida; Strongylidae.
AUGAAGUCAGUUGGUCAGAUUGGUCUUGAAAAGUUUCCGCAAGAACUUCAUGCAACAUCAAAUGGUCUACAGGAUCUGAGUGUUCAACAAUGGAGUCUGAAAGAAACGCGCAAAGAACAUCCCCCCCUAGUACGUACUCGUUCGAAGUCCUUUACACAAACAGCAGACUAUUAUGAUUCGGUUGGUUACCGUUGCUCAUGUGAGGUUUGCAAACAGCGCACCAUCACAAAUAAAAUGUAUUUUCCAAGGGCAAUGCUUCAGGCUCGAGGAAUUAAAACAGUGCCCAAAGGCGCUUACGACGAAGUUGAGAAGCCAACGACGAGCACUAUCUCUGUUGGGAGCGUGAACAACAGAGUUAGCGUUCAAAAGCAUAAAGAGGCAACUGCACCUGAUCCUCCUCCACGUGGAAUUUUUCGCAAUGGAUCGGACUCUACACAGCAGUUAGAUUUCUCCAAGAUAAAAACUUGGAGCUGUAAUAAUCUAGAUUACUUGGAAACAACUUCGUGCAUAAAAGAUGAUGAAUCAAACAACGAAUUAAUGCCUCCUGAAGAAGGUGAUUCUGAUUCCGAGGAUUCCGGACUUAGUGUAAGGGUCAGCAUAACAAGUAUAACAGACGAAGAUGAAGCAGCAGUCACCAGGCUCUAA